Carya illinoinensis is the source of this 354-nucleotide messenger RNA. RefSeq lists its product as uncharacterized. The transcript has 3 exons. Bases 1 to 354 code for a protein of 117 amino acids. NCBI's taxonomy places the organism in Eukaryota, Viridiplantae, Streptophyta, Magnoliopsida, Fagales, Juglandaceae. The record is from RefSeq and is a predicted model, not a curated record.
AUGUCAAAAUCAUCUUCAUCAAUAUCUUCAUCAUCUUUUCCCAAACUACGUUUGGGAAAAGAAUUGUGCUUCUGCGAGUUGGAAGCCACAUUGAAAUGGUCAACUACUACAAAAAACCCAAGAAGACCCUUCUCAGGGUGUGCAAAGUAUAAUACCCAGGGCUUACCAUAUUGUAAGUUCUUCAAGUGGUUGGAUGGUAAUGAAGUGAUUGAGCUACAACAACAAGAAAGAAUUGAUGAAUUGUUAAAGAAAGAGAAAGAUGUAGAGAACAUACUUCAGAUGCUGGAAAAGAGGGAGAUUGAGCUACAUAAGAUAGUGGAUCGCCUCGAGAGGGUAUCUUGCAAGGUUCUUUGA